This is a messenger RNA of Botrytis deweyae, 1537 nucleotides long. RefSeq lists its product as uncharacterized. The transcript is spliced from 2 exons. Lineage: Eukaryota; Fungi; Ascomycota; Leotiomycetes; Helotiales; Sclerotiniaceae. Bases 545 to 1537 code for a protein of 330 amino acids. The record is from RefSeq and is a predicted model, not a curated record.
GUGUCUAAUACGAAUAAUUCGCAAUUCAAGCAAAUAAUAUUUCCACAUUUAAGAUGUACUAAUAGAGUAUGAUGCGCUCUAACCAAAUUGGACAGAAUAUAUCAUGGCCUUCGUAUAAGUCAUUAUAACCCCACACUACCCCGCAUUACUCGUCUACUCCGCAUGUUCAAUAGGCUAAAUAAAAGUUUUAGGGGAAGAUUGUCUACCGUAUCUGGUCGGCAUAGGAUCGCAUGAUUCUCGCCAUUUCGGUAUGUUGAUCCGCCGUCGAGGUUUCAUUCAAGGGACUGGAAUAGCAAAUAGAUGAGCAGAUCGCGAAAACCCCCAGCUAGAUAGCAGUUUGUGAAACAGUCAGUAUGUGCGCACUGCGGAGUCAUUCGGAUUCUCAGCCAAAAUUAGCAAUAAUGCAUGCUGAAUGGGAAUCCAUUCGUGACUCAUUCUGUUCUAACAAUGCUGAGCCCGAUAAACCCACGGAAUUAACAACGCUACCACUGCUACCACUGCUACAAUUGCUAUCACCCAUGCGCCGAUAUCUGCCACCGCUGUUAUGAUAAUCAGUACGGUCUGGUUCUUGCUGGCCUUUCCAACUUUCCUGCCGCUGGCAAAUGCGGGAGAAUUGAUCAAUAGAAAACAAGUUGUCGAGGCCUUCAACCCUCGACGUAAUGCAAGCUCCAGGAUUACACUGCAGGUUGGCAACGGCAACUUUGCUUUUGGGGUCGAUGUAACUGGCUUGCAAACUUUCACUUCAUUUGCGACUCUCUCUAGCUGGGGAUGGCAUAACUUCAGUUUACCGACUGCAGCUAACCAGACUUCCAUAGACGACUUCACGAGAUUGGAUUACUCGACUCAUGGACGUCUCGUUAAUUACGAGAUCCAGAAUCCAGCCGAGUCAAAUAUUUCGGACUGGCUUGUUAAUAAUCCCCAGAGAAUAAAUCUGGGAACUAUUGGAUUCUCUGCAAUCAAUGAAGGCACACUUUCUCAGAAAAUCCAGUUUUUAGACCUUUGGACAGGAAAGAUUUCGUCCUCGUUUGCAUUGAAUGGUUCAAAUGUCAAUGUAACCACUUGGUGCGAUCCAGAUUUUGAUACGCUGGCCAUCCAAAUUCAUUCCUCGCUGUUGUCAGCCGGAGAGUUGGGGAUCUUCUUUGAUUACCCCUACCCCGAUAUCACCAAGUUCGAUUCGCCUUCGGUCGGAGUUUUUAACGCGGUUACGAAACACGAUACGAAAUUUUCAACGAAAAUUGGAGCCGCCGUCGUAAUCCAGCACAAUAUAGACAAUACCACAUACUUUAACUCGAUCACUUGGAACGGUGAUGGCCAAGUCAUCGGCCCGCUUCCUGAUACCCAUCGUUACAUACUCGGCUGUGCAAACGGAGUAACCCAGGCGCAACUUACCGCACAGUUCUCCCCAUCCUUCAUGGCGGGAGAAAAAGACUACUCCUCCAUUGCCAACGCGUCCAUCACAUGGUGGGAAUCUUACUGGCAGGACGGAGCUUUCAUUGACUUGACUGGAUCAUCAUCGAGUAAAGCCAAAGAGCUUUAG